AUGGCUCCUCGAUAUGUCAGGUUUUUCUGCAAGUUUUUCUUCUUGUUAAAUUUUAAAGUUAUUCUCGGUGUAGAUCUACCGCAGUUAUCUGCGAUUUUGUCCCAGGAAGCUGUCAGUACCAGGGAUGAGACUGGGUCUCUUGUUUUGACCGCUGGGACAAACCAACGAAUUGUGCUAGUCGGGAGCAACUUUGCCAACACAAGCAGAAUAGCUUUCACGACCGAUGUUCGUUCGCAGAGGGAAACAUGUGAUGGACAGAGAUCACAGACUUUUGCAAUACUUUCUAUUGCACAAAAUGGGACGUUGGCAACUGUUAUAGUUAAUUUACCUCUUCCAGAAAAUGGAAAAACGUACUAUCACGUAUGCUAUUCUGUGGAAGGAGUAGAGAAAUGGGAACAUGGAGGAAAGGAAACGUUGACUCGUUUUGCUGUCAAGGAUAAGGAGACCACACUUCUCCCUCUGUGGCUACAAAUUAUUUUUAUUUGUUUCUUGUUAACACUUUCAGGUUUAUUCAGUGGAUUAAAUUUAGGUUUAAUGGCAUUAGAUAAAACUGAACUGAAGCUUAUUGCAAAAUGUGGAUCAAGUUCAGAGAAAAAGUAUGCAAAAGCUAUUGAACCUGUGCGUAAGAGGGGAAAUUUCCUUCUUUGUACACUUUUAUUGGGAAACGUGCUUGUCAACAACUCUCUUACUAUAUUGUUAGAUGACCUCUCUAAUGGUUUGUAUGCUGUUAUUGGUGCAACCUUGGGCAUUGUAAUAUGUGGUGAAAUUAUACCUCAAGCCAUAUGUUCUAGACAUGGACUAGCUGUAGGAGCUCGGACCAUUUGGAUUACAAGGCUUUUUAUGUUGCUGACCUUUCCUCUUUCUUUUCCAAUAAGUUUGUUAUUAGACAAAAUCCUUGGGGAGGAAAUUGGAAAUGUGUAUGAUAGAGCAAAGCUAUCAGAGCUGGUGAAAGUGACAAAAGAGUUCAAUGAUCUUAAGAAUGAUGAAGUUAAUAUCAUAUCAGGGGCAUUAGACUUGUCAAAAAAGUCUGUCACCGAAGUUAUGACAAAGAUUGAAGAUGUUUUCAUGCUUGACAUCAAUAGCAUAUUAGACUUUGAAACUGUGUCAGAAAUAAUGAAACGUGGAUAUACACGUAUUCCUAUUUAUGAGGGUGAGCAAGGAAAUAUAGUAGCCCUUCUUAACAUCAAAGAUUUGGCAUUGAUUGAUCCUGAUGAUAAAACACCAAUACGAACUGUGAUCAAAUUUUAUCAGCAUCCACUCAUUUUUGUGUUUGAUGAUCAGAAACUUGACACCAUGCUGCACGAAUUCCGUCAAGGUCACUCCCAUAUGGCAAUAGUAAGGAGGGUUAAUAAUGAAGGAGACGGGGAUCCUUACUACGAAACCCUGGGUGUUUUAACUUUGGAGGAUGUCAUCGAGGAAAUCAUCCAAUCAGAGAUCAUAGAUGAAACAGAUAUCAUAAUUGACAACAGGAAGAAGACCAGAAGGACUUUGGCGAAGCAAGACUUCAGUGUGUUCAACACAUCGGAGACCAACUCUAUACUUAUUUCUCCUCAGCUGGCCUUGGCUGCAUUCAGAUUCUUGUCAACUUCUGUUGAACUGUUCAAAGAAGAAUUUGUGUCAGAGAAUGUGUUGAAGAAACUGAUUCGUCAAAAUGUUGUUGAAGAGAUUGUCAAGAAAGAGAACUCUGAUCAAUACCUGUUCAGGGAGAAUGUGCCCUGUGAUUACUUUAUACUGCUUCUGCAAGGUAAUGUAGAGGUGACUGUCGGUAAAGAAGGACUGCGGUUUGUCACUGGAGCAUUCUCUUAUUAUGGCAGUCAAGCAUUGAAGAUCACUGACAACUCUCUGAUUUACCCAAGCAGUACUGAGAGCCUGUAUAGUAAGGUAGAGCCCUACAUACCAGAUUUCUCAGUCAGGGUGGAGUCAAACCUACUAUUUGUCAGAGUAAGGCGUGCUCAGUAUAUUGCAGCUAGACGGGCAACCAUGAUGGGCAAAGCCAAUGUCAAGAGUGAGGAUGAAGCCUUUGCCAAAGAGUGGCACAAGGCAAAAAUCUUGUCCAACCUGUCUAAUAAUGACAACCACCAUCUUAACAACAGUCGUAAUCCGGAUAAAAUGAGGAGGGCUUCUAGUUUAUCUGUUCCAUUCACCAAUCAGAUACAAACCAGAACUGAGUCUGGUGAAUGGAGAGUCCACAAUUCAACAGAUGGAGGAAUUAUCAUCCACAACGUGUCAGGUGACCCGGAUAAGAUUGAAACUAGGGAAAGGUCUGCUACAGAACCUAAUGAGAAUGAUUUAGCCCUUCAGUGUCUGGAGCCCAAAGUAAGUUCUGGAGACAGCGGUGAUAGUUUGGGAUGGGAGGAUGCAAAAUCUGACAAUGAAGGCCACCCAGAACAACAUGAACAAACCCCCUUAAUAACAAGCACCUGUAAAGUCAGUGAUAGAGAUCAAGAGUCUUCAUGACACAAAUUUCGUAAACCAUUGACAACAGAGUAAUACCGAGGUUCUGCUGCUAUUUUUCUUUCUUGUUUUUAAAAUUUUCUAAUUCCGAAAAAAAACAUGCAUAUAUGAAAACAUUUAGACAUUGUUUUGUUAUUUCUAGUAUUGAUGAAUAUCGUUAUGUUUUAAUGACGCUUUUCAAUACUUACUGUUUGACUGAUCAAUGUUUUGAAGUAGAGAUAUUUAACAUAUUUAGCCAAUAGGCCUAGCAUGUCAGUUUUCUGUAUAAAAGCAUAUCAUGCAUUUGUUAUCAAGGAUGUGCACUAACAAUAUCUUUUUGUGAAAUAAAAUGUCAAGGAAUGUUACUCAUUUUGUACUCAUAAUUUAUAACAAGGAAAUACAUUUUAGGUGGCUUGCAUUGUGUAGAACUUGUUUGUUUGCAUUUUCUGAUUAAAAACAGGCAAUGCAUGAUAGUACUCUAUUAUCUUGUUAUUUGUUUAUUAUUGCAUUAUAAGUAAGGUCACAAUGCUUUGGGAUUUUUGUGUGUGUUUCACCAUUGUAGCUAGGUCACAAAAGUUUAAAGGUUUCUGAAAUGUCCUUUGACAACCUUAAUCAUUAUCAAUGUAGUAUUAUUUUCUAAUCAAACUUAUUGAUAAUUGUUUGAAAACUUUGAAAUUUAGAAGAGAAGGAAUUUUUUUUUAUCUCAAAAGUUCUCUUUUUUUUAACUGUUAAGACAAUUCUAGGAGUUUUAUGCAAAUCUAUGUAUGUUACAUAUUUUGUUAUUGUUCACUGUGUUUUCUUUGUGUUUCUAUUGUGCUGUUCAGUUUUUUCAGAAAUCACAUGUUUAAGUCAAUGAUAUUACACAUACAAACAUGAACAUGUAAUAUAGUGACUGUGUAGUACACUGGAUGUGGCAUUACUUAUGUGUGAUGUUGAGUAUGGAAGUGAUUAUUCUAAUAUACAUUGUCUUGUGAAAUACCCAGUAUUAUAUGAAACUAUUUGAGUGUUCAACAACUGUAUAAGUUAACAAUUUGAAACCUUUAUCUGUUUUUAUGUUGUUAGCACAGAGUAAUUUUUACCUCACCUGAACAAAAGUAUUCAGUGAGCUUUUCUGGUUAUCUGUUGUCUGUCUGUCCAUCUGUUAACUUUUUGCAUUUUGACCUCUUCUCCAGAACUACUGGGCCAAUUUCAACCAAACGUGCCACAAAGCAUCCUUAGAUGAAGGGAAUUCAAGUUUCUUCAACUGAAGAGCCAUAUUCGCUUGAAAGGGAGAUUAUCAAGAAAAUUACAUCAUAACGUCUUGGGGCUAGGUAUUCGGAAACAUUUCUCAAGGGAAAUAAAAAGGGAAUUUUUAUUUUUCAAAAAUCUGAUGAAAAUCUGAUGAAAGUAGGGCCAAGGAGACGAAGGUGAGCAUUGUGGCUUCAUGAGUCUUUUGCAUUUACACGAAACUCCCUUUCCAAGCACUCUCUGGAAAAAGUGCACUGAACAAAUGCAAUCAGUUAUGAAUGAGCAAUUAUAUUUACAAACUCAAGCAGAGUAAAUUAUCUUUGAGGGCAAAUGUUUGAUGAUAUAUGUUGUGUCUCUUUGCGUUAUAUUUUUCACAGUUUUGUAGUUUAUCGUCUCUGAUAUUAGUUUGUUAUUUGCCAGUAAUUUGUAUAGUUUAUAUUGUCUCUUGACAUUCCAUACAAGAAAGGUUUUGUGCAGAGUAAAUUGUUUCAUGUUUUCAUGUGUAUCCUCUUUGAACAAUGUAUUUUGUAUAAUUUGUGAUUUGGAAAAAAAAAAAUAGAGAUACAUGUAGUUUAUAAAUAUAGCAAAACUUUUUUUUCUAAGUUUAUAGAAGUAAUAUAUUUUAUGGAAAUGGUUUUUUGCUGUUUUAGAAGAUAAAAGUACUCAUAAACAAAUUUAAA
Molecule: messenger RNA, 4340 nt
Organism: Saccostrea echinata
Lineage: Eukaryota; Metazoa; Mollusca; Bivalvia; Ostreida; Ostreidae
Product: metal transporter CNNM4-like
Exons: 6
Coding region: 1-2457 (818 amino acids)
Biological process (GO): transport; magnesium ion homeostasis
Cellular component (GO): plasma membrane
Molecular function (GO): transmembrane transporter activity
Source: RefSeq, a predicted model, not a curated record